UCGGUCUUUAUAAGAGCAGAUUGCCUGCCAGCGUCUCAGUGACACUGCGUGGUUGCACCGUGAAGCUCAGAAAAAAAAAUUUGAGGGCCGUUAGAGAGAAAACCAACAGGAAUUUAUACCUCUUACAUAAUAAUACACACACAGUCAACACGUAAGGUCAUCAGCGCGCCCCGGUGAGGGGGGACAGGACCGUGGGGACCGAAGCUGUCAGUAAUCCGCCGCUUGAAUAAAAUAUCUGGACUGACCACAACAACAGACAAGAGACCAGGGACCAGACUCUCCUGUCCCUCCAAGUAGGAGCAUCGCCAACAACUUCAGAUUAGUCUCAGAUGCAUAUGAACUUUGAAAACUUCUGCACAUGCCAUUCCAUUUUGGAUUCCCGGGACUUUUUGGCGCACCUUUACGCACUCCUGCGCUGCGCCCUGUGACUGUCACACACUGUCUGAUCUGAGCGUGUGAGAAACUUUCUUUUAUCCGGGCCAUGCUGCAGUGACUUCAGCCCGCUGCCUGGGACUUCAUGAUCAAGUUGUAAACAGCAGGAAGUGAAGAAGGAUGCUUGGAAAAUAUUUCUAACACACCGAGCGGAGGAGACGAAAUCUUUUCGUCUUACUUGAUCGAGCAGAACCGCAGGACAGUAAAUCACAAGGAGGCAAGUGGGCUGCAGAGGUGAAGCGAGGACAAGACAGGUUGGUGUCUCCAAAUUCACCGGGCUCGCGUUUCAGACGCCCCGGGGGCGCCUGGUAUUAAAGCGUGCAUUUGACCUGGGAUAAGUUGUCAACAAGAGCAGCGAGCGGAGGCAAACUGGCAGGUGUACAAGUUCAUUUACAUGCGUAUGUAUAUUCACGCCACUAUAUAUAGAAGUUGUCUUAGGGACGAGCAGCCUUAAAAAGUUUCUCCACCCACCCGCCGGCCCUGCAGCAGCAGCUCCACGCACCGGGCGUGUGCGUGUGUCUAUAUAUACACCAUACAGGCUUUUAUUCCUCAUCGCAAUCUGUAUUCGAGAGGGCUGCCCGCUGUCGGUUUGGCUGUGAGGGCAGGAGUCGUCGCAUGGACUGAAAUGGCCACCGACCUCGCCAUGAGCGCAGAGCUGCCCAACAGCCCUCUGGCCAUCGAGUACGUCAACGAUUUUGACCUGAUGAAGUUUGAGGUGAAGAAGGAGCCGCCGGAGGCCGACCGCUACUGCCACCGCCUCCCGUCGGGCUCUCUGUCCUCCACCCCGAUCAGCACACCCUGCUCCUCCGUGCCUUCCUCGCCGAGCUUCUGCGCCCCGAGCCCGGGCGUGCAGCCAAACCAGAGCCUCACCAGCGGGGUCAAUAGCAGCGGCAGCAGCAACAACAGCAGCGGCAACAACAAUCACAGCAACGCGGGCAAGCCUCAGCUGGAGGACCUGUACUGGAUCCCCAGUUACCAGCACCACAUCAACCCCGAGGCGCUCAAUCUGACCCCGGAGGACGCGGUGGAGGCCCUCAUUGGUAACGCGCACCAUCAUCACCACCACCACCAGGCCUACGAGGGCUUCCGCGGGCAGCAGUACGUCGGGGAGGACCUGUCCACGGCCUCGGCGGGCCACCAUCACCAUGCCCAUAACCACCACCAUCACCACCACCACGGCCACCACGCCCGCCUGGAGGACCGCUUCUCGGACGAGCAGCUGGUCAGCAUGACGGUGCGGGAGCUGAACCGGCAGCUUCGGGGCUUCAGCAAGGAGGAGGUGAUCCGCCUGAAGCAGAAGAGACGCACCCUGAAGAACCGCGGCUACGCGCAGUCCUGCCGCUUCAAACGCGUCCAGCAGAGGCACAUGCUGGAGACGGAGAAGUGCACCCUGCAGAGCCAGGUGGAGCAGCUGAAGCAGGACGUGGCGCGCCUUGCCAAGGAGAGGGAUCUUUACAAGGAGAAGUACGAGAAGCUGGCCAGCCGGACCUACAAUGCCGCUGGACCCGCGAACACGAGAGACCCGUCCGGGAAACAGGCCAGCGCCGAGUUCUUCAUGUGAGAGACUGACGAUUUGUAGCAUAGACUCUGAAUUACACCCCCACGUCAUCCCUGUUACAUUCAUGUAUAUUUUUCUGCGUUUGUAUUUAAUUUACAGUUUUUUCCCUCGACAGAAAAGACUUAAACACAACAGCUCAACAAAGAAGCAUUAGAUGCGCAUUUUGAGUCUUAAAUAUGCUAAACUUCUGUAAGCUAACCUGUAAGGUGGGCACAUGGGAUCACUUAGCCUGUAGACCUUUCUCUGGUGCAACAGAACCUGGUCAGAAGUCUUAUUGAACCAAUCUGACAUUUAACAUGACUGUCUUAACUCAGAGAGAGAGAGAGAGAUGCUUUUGUCUUAAAACUGGGGCAAAGAAGGAUUUUUGUAAAAAAUAAAAUAAAAUUUAAAAAAUCAGGUUGGACUGAAAUAGAAGCAGGAAAAGCAAUACACGCCGCCUCUCUCGUGGCUCCAGAAAGCUCAACAGACAGUUUGUGGGAAAGUGAGGCGGCCUGUGAUGAAGAGAAGAGACCUUUCAAUAUUGCAAGUCUAUAGUUUCCCCAUCCCUAUUUGCAACCCUGCAUGCAGGACAUGUAUGGUAACCUCCAGCCAUCUCCCAGAAUCCUUCCACAUGAAUGGAAAGCAUGGCCCAUGGUUCUCUCCUCCUCUGACGCUUCUCCUCCCCCCUCCUCCUCUGCCAUCAAUAAGGCCUGGGUAUGCAAAAAGCCACAAAAAUGUUUCCCCCAUAAACCCCCGAGAGGUGCAAGGACUGCGGAUAAAAAUGCAACAAUCUGCUACUGCGAAACAUGGAUGCGUCUUUAACUGCUAUUUUCAAUCAAUUUUUCUAUUGUUUUAAAAAGAAAAGAAAAACGACAAAAAGAGAUUAACUGAGCCAGAUUUUAGACUGUAUUUAUUUCCACCUGUACAUAAUGUGUAGAGAAAAACAGUUAACUGUGUUAUUUUACCUUUUUCUCUUUUUAAAGAAAACUGCUUUUGUUGCUUGGAUAUUCGAAAUGUCUUAAUACAAAUGUUUGUAUGUUACAGCAUGCAAAUCGUCUAUGGUAUCCUCCUCCUACUGAACAUGUGUAAUGUCAAAGGCAAACCUAUACUGCACUAAGAAGAGAUCAAACUGGACAAACGUUUUGUUUUCUACUGAUAGGACCUUUGAUCUGUUACUCUCUAAAAUCCUGGAUAGAAAUUUGAUGAGGUGGAAGCCUCGUUUAUUAGAUGGACAAGGACUGCAUUCGCUGCUAAAACUCUAUGCACCAACCUGAUGAUUAAAAAGACUUAGUUUAAUGGUUCUUUUUUUUGUUUUGUUUUUUACUUUCAAUCUUUGUAGACGAAAAUUUCUAGGGCCUGCAGGUUUAUUCUGCAGCCCGGUGUCUUAAUACGGUCGUGUGUCUGAUAGGAGGAUGCUUGAUUGUUUGAAAAGAGGAGACUUUGCCUGCUAGUAACUCGAUGCAUUAUUCUGUCAACAAGAAAUCCCUGGUUCGUGUGUUUUCUGCUGCCUAGAUAUAUGUGCAAUAUUGUGCAGAAGUGUCCGAUGCUCAGCCUACCUGUUGGAUGGCGAAAGCUUGCAGGAAGAGAGAUUUUUUUUUUUUUUUUUAGACAUUUAGAUCAAAAUGCCAGAGAAAAACAACUAGAAAAUGCAAAAUAAAUGUGAGAUUAAUCCUUUUUUGUAUUGCUCUCCAAAUGCCCGGUCUUUUAUGUGAGUCAAAAGAUCAAAAAAAGAAAACGAUCAACAAUUAACCUCGCAACACAUCUGGAAAUUAAUCUCUUUUUUUUUAUUUAGGCACCAAUAAUUUCCCUUCAGUAACUUUCUUUGUUUUAAUUAGAUUUUUUGGGGGUUUUGAUGUAACCUCCAAUUUUUUCCUAAAGCAACUACAGCCUAAAAAUCCUAAUUUGAUUUUAAAGAGGACUGCGAUGCAUAAAAAGGAAAGUAAACUUCUGCACAGUGCUGUUAAUGUAUAUCUGUACAUAUAAUUUCUAUAUUUAUUCAAUGAACGUGUCCUAACGUGUCAACAAGUGAAAAACCUACAAAGUGGAACGUUGUUGAGAAUCUUGUUUUCAUAAUGUUUAAUAAAAAGUUCUGUCCCAAA
This is a messenger RNA of Siniperca chuatsi (mandarin fish), 4068 nucleotides long. RefSeq names its product v-maf avian musculoaponeurotic fibrosarcoma oncogene homolog Aa (gene mafaa). Lineage: Eukaryota; Metazoa; Chordata; Actinopteri; Centrarchiformes; Sinipercidae. Gene Ontology annotation, molecular function: DNA-binding transcription factor activity, RNA polymerase II-specific; RNA polymerase II cis-regulatory region sequence-specific DNA binding. Gene Ontology annotation, cellular component: nucleus. The record is from RefSeq and is a predicted model, not a curated record. Gene Ontology annotation, biological process: regulation of transcription by RNA polymerase II. The transcript has a single exon. Bases 1058 to 1993 code for a protein of 311 amino acids.